This is a messenger RNA of Monascus purpureus, 1362 nucleotides long. The record is from the annotation of a GenBank genome assembly. Lineage: Eukaryota; Fungi; Ascomycota; Eurotiomycetes; Eurotiales; Aspergillaceae.
AUGGACAUCACGACUAUCCUGAAUAGAAAAGGUUCUGUUGCCUUGGUUGCGGCAGAGGCUCAGUUUCAUCAGCAAUUUCCACAGCCAUCUCAAUUUGAUCCUCGAGACUCGCCGAUGAUGAAAUCGGAACAUGCCGCGGCCCCGACGUUGAAGUCGGAACCGCAACCUGGCGAUCACACCCUGCUGUCAUACCCUCCACAUCCACAGCCGCUCGCCCAGAUUCCCAAUAUGCAUCAAGAUUUGAGAUAUCCCUCACCCACACAUACCAACAGUGCUAUGCCGCUGAUGCAGAACGCAUACUACUCCGGGGGUUUCCCGACCGCUGCUCAAAUACAGGAGAGCGUACAACCUCAGACAAGGCCCGAUCCUCCCCCCAAAACCUUCCACUGCUCGACUUGCAGCAAAGGCUUUGCCCGGCGGAGUGAUCUUGCAAGGCAUGAGAGGAUUCAUUCUGGAAUCAGGCCUCAUGCUUGCGAUUGGCCUGGAUGCGGGAAGCAGUUCAUUCAACGAUCUGCCUUGACUGUGCAUUCGCGCGUCCAUACGGGCGAGAAGCCGCAUAUGUGCGAGAGGUGUGGCAAGCCUUUUAGCGAUUCAUCUUCUCUAGCUAGACAUCGCAGAAUACACUCCGGAAAACGACCCUAUAAAUGUCCCUACGCAAACUGCCAGAAGACGUUCACGCGGCGCACCACCCUGACACGCCAUCAGAAUCACCAUACAGGGACGAUCGAGGAGGCCGCAGCUCAAACAGAGGCCAGUUUGAGGCAGAACAAGGAGAGGGUGAGGAUGCCCGGUGACGGAAUGUUCCCUGAAAACGCUUCGAUUCAAUCGACCCCAUCCCCCGCGCAGGCGGCAACGAUAUCUCCGGGAGGUGAGUUGCCUCCGCUGACAAUGCAUCGAUCUGCUGGCGAUUACUACAUGGGAAGUGGCCCCAUUCCGCCACAUAUACGUGGGGACUUCUCGCAAGGCAGCCCUCGUGUCUCCCCAACUGCCACUUCCCCAUCCUUAUCGAGCUUUGGUAAUGCGCCACUUCCUCGACCAUCUAUGACGUCCCAUCCAACGGGCUAUGGUCCCCCACAACCUCUUGAACCGCCUGCCAAUAACGACCACAGGCCCAACAGUGUUUCGGGCAGUCCUCACAUGACCAGUCUGGGUUGGGCCUCGCCUUCACAUGGAAGCAUUCCGUCUCCAGGCUCUGCCAACGACUUGACGUACCCGGAGCCCAAUGCACCCGCAUAUCCGACCUCCAUGCCGCCUCACAUGUAUUUUCCCAACUCCACAAUACGACGACCCACCAGCACGGAGCCGGAGAACUAUGACAUGAGGCAUAAGAUGGGUGACAACGCUUGGGCCACACCCGUUUAG